This is a messenger RNA of Populus trichocarpa (black cottonwood), 2297 nucleotides long. RefSeq lists its product as uncharacterized. Lineage: Eukaryota; Viridiplantae; Streptophyta; Magnoliopsida; Malpighiales; Salicaceae. The transcript has 2 exons. The coding region runs from base 732 to 1952 and encodes 406 amino acids. The record is from RefSeq and is a predicted model, not a curated record.
AAAAGCAAACCAUGAGAUGUGCAAACUGCAAACUAUAAAAUGAACAGUCGAAAACCCAUGCAAAUACACAAAUAUAGUAAUGGAUGAUUACUCAUAAUUAUCAAAACACACGUAAGCUAGCAAGAUUCAAGUCCUAAUUCCAAGAUUCCUCAAUUAAGACACUUUUCUCACACGGCAUUCUGAAAAAAACUAAUGGAAGCAAAGAAAAUCAAAUCCUACAACUCAUCAAUCACACAUUUAGCCUAUCAUUUCUGCGUCCCGAACCCUAUAAAACCAACACAACCACCUUUGUCCCCAUCACUCUUAACGCCACACCAACAACAGGACAAAAGCUUGUUCACAUUUGACACCUCUCUCUCUUUCCCUCUCCUUGUAAUCUCACAUUUCAGAUUUCUGAACGACAUUUGGGUGAGUUGGUUUUAGAAAUCUGAAAUGUGAAUGGUUGGUUCUGAUCUGAUCUGGGUUUGGUGAGACAAAAAAGAAAAAGAGAGAGAAAAUAAGAGAGAGAGAGAGAGAGAGAGAGAGAGAGAGAGAGAGAGAGAGAGAGAGAAAGCAUGGAAAUUGAGAGAAUUAGGGAGUUGUUGCUACUUUGGUGUAGAAUUAUAAGUAACCGUGUGGCCCUCGUGGGUGGAAACCAUACAGCUUCCAGGAAGAAAGCUCGAGAUUUUACUCCAUUGUGGAUUUAAAUUCAUUGUUUUGAGUGAGAAACUAAGGUGGAAAGGUGAAAAAGGAUGGAAUCAGCCAGUGGGUUUUCUACCAAGGAUCUAAAUGAGAUCAAGCAUUUGCACAAUGGAGGGAUUGGCUUAAAUUCAGAUAUCAUUUUGGUGCUUAAGCUUCCUGAUUCCCGAGUAAUGCGUGUUGUGUCUCGCUCGUUGUUUUUCGUUAUGAUUAUUCUUGCAUUGCCAUUUAUGGGGUCCAUUUUAAGGGAACUGAAAUCAAGUUAUUAUCUUGACGUCUCUGGCUCUGCUUCAAUUGAUCUUGAAUUCUUCGAUUUGUUGUUGCAAAAUUUGGCCAAGGAGGGCCUUAUCAAGAAGGGCGAUAAAGCUCUCAUUGUUUUCUCCGGCGUCGGGGCUGUAGUUGAUAGUUCAAGACUCUUGAAUGUCAAUGAUAUUGAUUUCGUAUCAGAAUCUGAUUUGGAGGAAGAAAGCUUGUUCCCGAAUGCAACAUUUGAUUUUGCGUUGACAUUGCACAUUAAAGAUGCAAAAUUUUUAGAUCGCAUUGUGAAAGUUGGAGGCAUUCUGGUUGCUCAAUUGAGCAAUGACCCCUCAAAUGCUUUCCAGAAGAUGUCAAAUUAUAGAGUUGUGUAUCUUCGGCGAUAUGACUCAACCAUCGUGGCAAUGAGGAAAACGAGUUUGGUGAAUCAGAUAGUGAGUUCUGUGGCAAAGAGGCGGCCUUUGCAGCUAGCAUUAGAUGCUAAGAAAGAGGCAUUGCAAGGCUUGGAAGAUAUUCUGCUUGAGCCACCACGAAAGACUCCGGAAAAAUCUAGAAUGUACUUGAAGGGAUUCAAAUAUCUUCCUGACUUGUUGGGAGAUUCUUUAGAAGGUUUCUCGCGUCGAUUUUUCAUUGAUGCGGGCUCACAGGAGGAGGAGAAUGGUGCAAUGCUAUGGUUUAAUGAAAACUAUCCAACUAGAAAUCAAGACUUCGAGUUUCACAGCAUAAACAUGUUGUCUGAGGGAGUGCCUGGGAGGGUGGCAUCACCUGCUGAUGUUUCAAAUUGGUUGAUGAAGAACGUGAGGGAAGAUGAGUUCGUUGUGAUGAAAGCAGAAGCAGAAGUAGCAGAGGAGAUGAUGAAGAGGAAGACAAUUGGUUUGGUGGAUGAAUUGUUUCUAGAGUGCAACAACCAAUGGCAGAAAGGGCAAAGGAAGAAGAGCAGGAGGGCUUAUUGGGAAUGUGUAGCACUGUAUGGAAGACUGAGAGACGAGGGAGUUGCUGUGCAUCAAUGGUGGGAUUGAAAAGGGAGACAAGACAGACCCUCAUAGUUCUCUGUGUGUUUUGUGAUUAUCCUGCCAUGUUUGGAUAAUUUCAGUCGUUAAACCUAUCAUAUGAAUCCACUAGAUUCAAUAAAGAACAUAAGCAGUGGGAUUUCUUGGUGUUGCGUUGUAUAAAGAAGCACAGCAUCUGUUUUGCUGCUGAGAGGGACAGGAAUUGAAAAUUCUCCUUUCUCCUCUCUUUGACUCUUGUUGAUGUCAAUUCGUAGUAUAUGAUUAAUACAACCAUUGUAUCUGCUGUGCUGUUUUGCUAAUUUCUGUUAAUGACAUUAUAUUAGCCUCUUAUUAAUUCAUUUCACCCUUGUAUUA